This is a messenger RNA of Helobdella robusta, 1332 nucleotides long. RefSeq lists its product as hypothetical. The transcript is spliced from 6 exons. The record is from RefSeq and is a predicted model, not a curated record. Bases 1 to 1332 code for a protein of 443 amino acids. Lineage: Eukaryota; Metazoa; Annelida; Clitellata; Rhynchobdellida; Glossiphoniidae.
AUGUGCUCACAAAAUAACAAUCGAAACGGACGGUUGUUAGAGAUUUACGAUGAAGAAGUUAAAGAUUUAGUCGAUCGGUUCAUUGCUGAUAAUAAUCUGAAGCAGAAACAAUUUUUUUUGAGGACCAAAACAAUUUACGAUGCAUGGAUUUGGAUGAACAAAACACCAUAUCCUAAAAAUGUUGAUAACCAAAACAACGAUGGAGCCACUGUCAUGGCAUACAUCUCUAACACAACAUUGUCUAACGACAGUCAACAAAAAUUGAGAUAUAUGGCAGAUAGACCAACGUCUCAACUUCGUGUCCUCUGCUCAAUAAAAAAUGCUUCUAAUUGCACGGCUUUAAACAGCUGGCAAAAUGGAACAACUUGUUAUUUUCCGAUAAAUGGGCAAUACACAUGGUACAAUGGACAUUACCAAUGCACCAAGCUAGGCGGAGGCUUGGCGGUUCUAGAUAAGUUGGAUAUCCAGAACGUCAAUCAAAUGUGGGUUCGAACGUCUUUGCGGGAGGAAAAGUUUUGGGUUGGAUUGACAAGAACAUUACUAGUUUGGCAAAGCACUGAAACUCCGUUGAAUUAUUUCAAUUGGGCGAACGAUUUUGAACAAACUGCAACAAACAAUAAUAGCGUGUGUGUAGAGUUGAAUUCCAGUGGAACAGAAAACUCCAUGAGAUGUGUCGAAUGCAGUUCCAGAGCUUACUCCAUAAUCUGCAUGGAAGUUGGUCUACCUACUGAAAAAACAUUACCAUCAGUACCCACAAGCAACACCACACAAUAUCAACCAUCGUCAAAUGAUAACUUCUCAAAUAAUGGUUUGAGUGAAAGUCAAAAGACUGGCUUGGGUGCUGGUCUUGGCGUUCCAUUGAUUCUACUGCUGAUUGUAGGCCUGGCUGUUGGUGUUUAUCUCAUGAGGAAGAGAAAGAAGCUGUGCUUCAAGUCAGCCGCAAGAAAACCGCCUCAACUGCCGCGCCAAAACCAGCUACACGACAUCAGCGGCCGCGAAGACAGCCUUGAAAGCAACCACAGCAACGACAACGACGACGAUGACAAGUGUACAUACGCCAAGCCAGUCGUCGACAAAAACGCCAAAAAGAAAGCGCCUAAAUUUCAGCAACCAGAUUUGACUUACGUAGAACUCGAUCACUCGAAUGCCACUAUUAAAAACUUCAAUAAUAAUAAUAAUAAUAAAAACAAAAAUAAUGAUAUUAAUAAUAAUAAUGAUCUAUAUUAUAGUAAUAAUAAUAAUUCUGGCGACGUUAAUAAUAAUUAUAAUUAUAGUAAUAAUUAUAAUAAUAUUAAUGAUGAUGAUAAUGAUGGUGGCUAUGAACAUUUUUAA